Messenger RNA from Linnemannia hyalina, 5679 nucleotides. NCBI's taxonomy places the organism in Eukaryota, Fungi, Mortierellomycota, Mortierellomycetes, Mortierellales, Mortierellaceae. The record is from the annotation of a GenBank genome assembly.
AUGUCCAAGGAAACACAUCCUACCUCACUCGGGUCACCUUACAACGCUCAGUCCACUGCGACUCUCCGCUCCACGACAUCUCAGUCGAGCACCAACUCUGCCUUUACCAGCAGUGACAGAGCAGGCAAUACGACGGUUCAGCCCUCCUCAACAGACAAUGAUCGAUCCAUCGGUCACGGCCUCACAACGAUCCUUGUCAAGGGUAACCUGGUUCAUUCGGACCUUGCAAGUGGCGACACUGAUGAUGGUGGCGACAACAAGUCCGUCUCCUCCCAGCGUGUUCGCAAGCGGGACAAGCUGUUCGGAUUCUUUCGACCAUCGACCUCAACACCCAGGGACAAUCAGUCGCAGAGUCCCAAGACAUCUCUUGACCGAUUCUCCACCGCUAGCACCGAAGCGAAUCUUCAUCGCCUCUCAAUUAUCAGCACUCAGUAUAGUGGUGACAUCGAGUAUGAGGUUGAAGUUUCUAGCAGUGUUGACAUCGAACAUACAGUCUCCAUCAGCGAGGUCAAAAGUCUUGCUUCCUGUGCCCAGCCGUCAGCUCUGCCGGCCAUAACACGCUUGGACGUCUUUCCACAAAAUAUCAACGCCCCUGUCGUCCUCAUCGCUUUACAAGACUUCGGUUCCCGCAUUGAUACCACUCCUCAGCUGGCCCUAUGUCUUGGAUUGCUCCCCAACAGUGUUGUCCCCAUUGACCAGCAAGAGGAUCCCUUGCAGAUCCUGUGGUCUAGCACUCCUGCCCAUCUUGCCUGGCUUGGUGCUUUGAAGGAAGACCCCGUUGAGCAGGAACGUCUGCGAUGGCUUGGAGCUCGCAUGGUGGACGAGUUUGCAAAGGAUGCCUCAAAAGACCUGACCGAGAUUGCUGAGAUGGUACUUAUUGGCCCUGUUCUCGACAACGAGCACUAUCGCAGGUUGCUGUCGUGCACCAUCACGGCAUUCGACCAGGCUGUGCUUUUGGAUGUAGAUUUGCUGCAAGGUCUGGUGCAAUUGGUCCAGUCUGCUCCCUCCGAGGCUCUGCUUCCUGACGACCUAGUCAAAAUCCUCCAUGUACUCAGAGUUCGUCUGCAGGACACCCACCAGCAGUCGUCUGUUCAUCCUUUCCAUCUCACUUUGGCUGUCUCGAGGCUGCUUGAUGUCAUGGCGGAGCACAAGGUCAAGGACUUGGAUCGAGUUGAGGAACACGAACCUCUGUCUGAGGUGUUGUCGGGUUUGAAGGCUAGCUCAGAUCCCUACUUGAUGUAUCAGGCAUGCUAUGCGUUCCAAGCGCUGCAGUAUGUCCCCAACAAUGAAUCACCGCUGCAGGCCGUUCUCCGACAUUCUACUGGGGUUGUGGAAGGACUCGUCAAGGUCUCGGCGGUAUUUAAGUUGGAUCUGGGAGCAGUUCUCGAAGGACUCGGCAAGCUGCAAGAGACUCUCGGAGGUGUCGUUGAGGUUGCUGGUAGUGUCUAUGAUGGUGCCUGUUCGCUUAUGGAGAGUGGCCGAGGCGUGCUUGAGAGCAUGAAGGAAGGGCUUGGGUCUGGUCAGAAGCGUCCGUGGUACACUGCCGUCCGUGCCGCCUACGCCCUUGCUCAAGCCGGUCAACUCAAGGAUCUCAAUGUUCUCAUCUAUGAGGCACCCUGUCGUCGUGAUCCUUUGUUCCAAUGGGGUAUCUGCCAAUUGCUGGGCGAGAUCGCCUCUGACACCAUCUGGGACACCAGCGUCCGCCUGCACGCCAUCGAUCUUCUUAGAGAGCUGUACAUGACCGAUCCUUUGUGGGGCCAUGAUGAAAGCGUCAGGACUUGGACGCUAAACAUCAUCUGCCAACUCGGAACCACUACUGACCAGGUCGUCAGUGCCAGUGCUCACACCUUGCUCAAGGACCUCAACCAGGAACAAGACACCACCACCCAUCUUCCUUACCCACUCAGGAACCGCCUUCCUCUGCCUGCAACAUCCCCUACGCUCGCUCGCGUUCAAAAUAUCCCUCCUCUUGAGUACGAUCUCCACAAGCACAAAGUCCUGAGGUUGGAGCAGAGUCGCCUGUCACUUUACAUUCAGCCGUUUGCCAAAGCCAGUCUGAGGGCCAAGGACGAAGACACGUUUCCUCUCCUGGAGAAAGUACAGGAGUUCCUGGCAAGCGAGAGUCAAGUGAUGUUGAUCCUAGGUGACUCUGGGUCUGGGAAAUCGACAUUCAAUCGCCAUCUUGAGCAUCAACUCUGGAUCGACUAUAAGCAAGGCGGACCCAUCCCAUUGUUCAUCAAUCUUCCCGCCAUCAAACACCCAGACGAGGACAUGAUCGGCAAGCAGCUGAGGGCCAACAACUUUAGUGAUGACCAGAUCCAGGAGAUGAAGCAGCGCCGCCAACUCAUCCUUAUCUGCGAUGGGUACGAUGAGAGUCAGCAACUGGUCAAUCUGCACCGAACCAACAUGCUGAACCAAUCAGGACAAUGGAGCACCAAGAUGGUCAUCAGCUGCCGUACCCAGUUCCUCGGACCCUCGUACGACGAUCGCUUCAAACCGCUACCAUCAGAUAGCUACGCCGCUGGCUUGCAGGAUCUAUUCCAGGAGGCUGUCAUUGCUCCUUUCUCCAAGGACCAGAUUGAGAACUAUGUCGGGCUGUAUGUGCAGGAUCCACAGACGGCGCUAUUAUUCCAGAACCGAGCUAUGUGGUCGGCGAAGGAGUACAUGGACAAGUUAACAACGAUCCCCAAUGUCAGGGACCUCGUCAAGAACCCGUUCCUCCUCACGCUUGCUCUCAAUGCUCUGCCUCGCCUGGUCGCCUCAAAUAGCAACCUGUCAAGCAUGCGUGUCACCCGAGUCGGACUCUAUGAUAUGUUUGUAAAGCAGUGGCUUGAGACGAAUCAAGUCCGUUUGCGUAUGAGCGCACUGAGCAAGGAAGAACUGAUGGCAUUCAAUUCGCUGAUGGAGGGUGACUUUAUUGGAUGCGGAAUCGACUAUCUGCUGCGUCUGUCUGCAGCAAUCUUUCAGGAGCAGAACGGAAACCCGAUCGUCCAAUAUAUCCAUCGACAUGACAAGGACUCCUGGAAGGCGGCGUUCUUUGGUACUGGUCCCGAGACUAAGCUGCUCCGUGAGGCCAGUCCAUUGAUGCGCACUGGGAAUCAGUAUCGCUUUGUCCACCGGUCCAUGCUUGAAUAUUUACUCUCACGCAUCAUUUACAGCCUGGCUAAGGUUGACGAGCAGGACUUUGACUCCUCAAGUGAGACUACAUCCCCAGCCUCCCUUUCGUCCGACACCAAUGGCCCUUUAUUCCAGAGGGACUUGCUGAAGGAGCCGUCGAUUAUCCAAUUCCUGUGCGACCGCGUGAGGCUCGACCCGCAUUUUGAGCAAUACCUCCGCGCUGUCAUCGACCAGUCCAAGACCGAUUCCAGUGCCACCAUCGCCGCCACCAAUGCCAUCACGGUCCUCGUCAGAGCCGGUGUUGCCUUCCACGGUGCAGAUCUCCGUGGCAUCAAGGUUCCUGGCGCCGAUCUUUCCUACGGCCAGUUCGACUAUGCACAGUUCCAAGGCGCUGAUCUAACGGGUGUUAGUCUUUCAGGGAGUUGGUUGCGGCAAGCGAAUUUGAGCCAUGCGCAGUUGGAGGGCGUCCAGUUCGGGGAGCUGCCAUACCUCAAGGCGGAGGGUCCUGUAAAAGCCUUUGCCUACUCGCCUGACGGAAGGAUGCUGGGAGUGGCGGUAUGGGGUGAAGGCCUUGGCAUCAGUAUUUACGACACCUCCACAUGGGAACGAGUUAAUCUAAUCACAGCUGCCGAGUAUGUCAUAUCUGUUGCUUUCUCGCCUGACAGCCAACGAAUCGCAUCUGGAGACUGGGGGGGAUUGGUUCGGCUGUGGGAUUGCACAAGUGGCGAGGAAUUGUUGACCAUGGAGGGGCACACUGAUCCCAUACGCUCAUUGGCGUACUCGCCUUGCGGCAACCAUAUUGCCUCGGUCAGUGACGACAAAACGGUGCGACUCUGGGAUUCAGGGACGGGAGUGUGCAUCUUUGUUUUGGAAGGCCAUACUGAGUGGGUCGCUAGCGCCAGGUUCUCCCCGGAUGGACGGCAGCUCAUAUCAGGCAGUGGUGAUGGAACGAUUCGGUUUUGGGACUCGGAGACAGGAGAGCCAGGGGUCGUCUUGCGUCCUUCUUUGGGAGAGAUUCACAGUCUUGCCAUUUCUCCAGACGGCCGAUGGAUAGCUUCUGGUCACGGUGACGGCAAUGUGCGGCUGUGGGAUAUGGUCUCCGGUAGCCCAGAUCCUGUUCUACAAGGCCAUACUAACACUGUUAUGGGAAUCACAUUCUCACCCGACGGCCAAUUGGUCGCCACUUCUAGCGACGACUGCAGGGCGAUGUUAUGGGACGCAUCCACAGGCGACAUUAUUUCCACGUUUGACGGUCACUUGACCUAUAUAACCGGCGUUGCGUUCUCUCCGGACGGUCUUACCAUUGCAUCAGGAUCUGGUGACGGAACAGUGCGACUAUGGGAGGCCAGCUCUAGUCCCUCUAGCAUUGCAAUACAAGAUCAGAUCGGCGACUCUUGUCUGGUGACCUACUCUUCCAAUGGCCUAUCUGUACUCUCUAUCGAUAACGUACCUGGCCCCUCUAGGUAUCGCCCUGGUGUUAUCCGACAAGGGAAUGCUACAACAGGAUUGCUCGGAUCAGUGUCGUUUGAGUUUCCGGACCCAGAGAUGAUCAACUGCGUGGCGUUUUCGGCGGACGGCAAUCAAGUCGCGACCGGGUGCGAGGAUGGUUCAGUGCGAUUGUGGGAUUGCAGAACUGGCGCAGCUGGGCUAGUCUUGAAUGGGAAUUCGGGCGCGGUGAAGAUUGUUGCUUAUUCAAUUUGUGGUCGCUGGAUCGCCUCUUGCGACCACCGUAACGUUGUACGAUUGUGGGACCUUUAUGAUACGGAGCAGCAAUGCAUUCUUGUUGGAGAUGGAGACAACAACAAUUGUAUCAAUGACUUGAAGUUCUCACCGACAGGUCAUCAACUUGCAGUGUGCUCGGAGGAUGAGAAAGGUGGGCUUUUCGAUCCACGAACAAGAGUCCUCUUGACGUCCAAGAAGCUGAGGGAGGUCCCAAUCUUGACCCUGGACUACUCGCCCAAUGGUCAACAACUUGCUUUGGGCACAGAGACGUCGAUUGUCUUGUGGGACCUGCAGUCGGACGAGCCUGGUCUGGAAUUGAAGGUCCCUGUCAGUUCGUUUGAGCCCAUGGCUAAAUGCGCGACUGUCGCCUACUCGCCAUGCGGUCAGUUUCUGGCACAAUCUAAGGACUAUAUUCUGCAUCUCUGGUAUCGUCAGUUGGUCGAAGGAGACAUCGAAAGCUGGUCUUGCGCAGCCUCGCUUCGUGUGUUUUCUGCGCUAGUCGUAAGCCUGUCUUGGAAUCCAGUUAUCCCGAAGGAGUUCAUCACAGCCAGCAAUGAUAGGUCUGUCCGAGUAUGGCGAGUGUCGGGCGACGAUGGAACCAUGUCCGUGAAGAUGCUCUGGGGAACCAAUCUUAGGACGCUUUGCACCGCAGGCGUGGUUCUUGAGGGUGCGACUGGUCUGAGUCCAUCCCACCAGGAGUUGAUAUCUCAACGCAGUGCCUUCGACGGGGUGUUGCCUCCGGACUACGAAGGAUCUGACGAUGAGUCUGAAGACGACGAUGGAUCUGACGAUAAGUCUGAAGACGAUGAUGGAUCUGACGAUGAGUCUGAAGAUGAGUAG